Messenger RNA from Fimicolochytrium jonesii, 1527 nucleotides. RefSeq lists its product as uncharacterized. Lineage: Eukaryota; Fungi; Chytridiomycota; Chytridiomycetes; Spizellomycetales; Powellomycetaceae. The coding region runs from base 1 to 1512 and encodes 503 amino acids. The transcript is spliced from 5 exons. The record is from RefSeq and is a predicted model, not a curated record.
AUGCCUCACCUUAUCUUACCAACCCCUGAGUGGAAAAGAGACCUCUACCGCCGGCUCCAGCAGGUCAGGGCUGCCCUUAUGGAGUGGGUGGCUACUAUUGAUGGGUACAUUGAGGCACUGGAGCCAGUGCAGACCAAACAGGAGUUUGACCAAGCAGUUCCCUUCAUGAAGCUCCCCUGUGUAGCCUCCACCAUGCCCAAAAGAUGCAAAUCUCCCUCGCCCACCAUUCCUACCACCAAAGGAGACUUCUAUCGCCCUCCGCAGACAGCCCACCUUCGACCUCCCAAUCGACUGUCACCUGUCGGAAUGACUGUUGACAGUGCUGACAUCACCGUUCCCGACACUGUCAAAUCCGCCAACACACCCGUUCCGAAAGAUCACCACACCAGCGCCAAUCCUGCUAUUACCACCAACCCGCCCCGCACCCCAGACCAUCAUCCUGCUGCCAACACCCUCACCAACACCAUCAUGCCUACGCCGUCGCUUACCCCUGACCAAGCCAAUGCUGUUCGUCGACAUAGUUCCACCCUGCCUACCUCGCCCAUUACUCCUACCUCACCCAUUACUCCUACCUCGCCUACCCGACCUAUGCCUGUUCGCAAGCGUAAACUCUCUGCCACCACCGAUCCUGCAGCCUCCUCUUCAGGAACUUCUGUCCCGCCUCGCCCUGUCAGCAAAGUUCCCACCAGCCCAACAUCCACUGCCACCGCACCUGCCCGUCCUGCCAAGACCCGUCGUCGCAAUGCACCCUCCAACAAGACUACUCAGCAUAUGCCCUCUCUGUCAACAGUGCCACCCAGACCUCCCGAGUCUUCCGAAAUGUCGGACAAGCAACUCUUCGAUCCCAAGUCUGAGUUUGGCCAAUCCCUCCUGGAACUCUGCAAGGCGGCUGAGAACGACAAUGACCUGUGGUACACGCUUCGCCAGAUUGGAGCUGUUCUGCUCAAACAGACCCCCCUUGCCCUCAAACCUAAGCAGAAGACCGACUUAGCUGAUAUUACGAGAGGUCUCUGUCUUGACUACAUCAAAGCAAACAAUAAUGGCCAUAUGCCUGCCGCAACCUGGACGCUUGACCCCCUUCCCGAGAGACGUAUCGACAGCACUCCAGAUGAGGACCCCCUCCACUUCCGUCGCCUAUUUGAUGCAGGUCCCAUUCUGAGGUGUGUACUCAGUGUGGCAAGCACGGACAUUGUCAUCACGGCCAAACAUCCGUCUUGGGUAGACAGUGAGGUGGGGUGGGAGAUGUUAGAUGAAAAUGGUGGGAUGUGGUUUUUCGACAAGCACCUUGGUUGGGAAUACGUCUUACCACUGGGGGCUAUCACCUUCCGGGUUUACAUGCCUGAAGAGUUAGACGGCUGGACAUCUGCGACUGUCCAUAAAACUGAGGUCGAAGUCCUCCCAGCUGUCUUGCGGAAGGUUUAUGAGAACCGCAUCACUGAGAGGCUGCUGGCGUCGCAAAAGUUGAUGUUGGAUGUGGACGCCUUCAUGUCAUACCAGUUAGACCUGAUGUAGAGCAUUAGAUUGAUC